This is a messenger RNA of Cladophialophora yegresii CBS 114405, 1734 nucleotides long. RefSeq names its product MFS transporter, PHS family, inorganic phosphate transporter. Gene Ontology annotation, molecular function: phosphate transmembrane transporter activity. The coding region runs from base 1 to 1734 and encodes 577 amino acids. Gene Ontology annotation, biological process: transmembrane transport; phosphate ion transport. Lineage: Eukaryota; Fungi; Ascomycota; Eurotiomycetes; Chaetothyriales; Herpotrichiellaceae. The record is from RefSeq and is a predicted model, not a curated record. Gene Ontology annotation, cellular component: membrane. The transcript has 3 exons.
AUGGCGACGAAGACUUCCGGCGGCAACGCCGCCUUCCACAACUUCCAUAACGACUUCGCCCACAUCCAGGAUCCAAAUGAGCGACGUCGACUUGCUCUGGCCGAAAUCGACAAGGCGCCCUUUGGCUGGUACCAUAUCCGCGCCAUCAUCGUGGCCGGCAUUGGCUUCUUCACGGAUGCCUACGACAUUUUCGCCAUCAACUUGGUGACUGCCAUGUUGGGUGUUGUCUACUGGCAGGAUGCUCCCAGCUCCAAGAAUGCAGGAAAGAUCCCGUCCAACUCCGACACUGCUAUUAAGGUCGCAACGUCUGGUGGCACGGUUAUUGGCCAGCUCGGCUUCGGCUGGCUAGCUGAUGUUGUUGGUCGCAAGAGAAUGUACGGCCUCGAGUUGAUUCUCAUCAUCUUCGCAACUCUCGCCCAGGCUCUCUCUUCCGACUCUCCUGCCAUCUCCGUUGUCGGUCUGAUCAUCUUCUGGCGCGUGAUGAUGGGCAUCGGCAUUGGUGGCGAUUAUCCACUUUCCUCUAUUAUCACUUCUGAAUUUGCCACCACCAAGUGGAGAGGUGCUAUGAUGGGUGCUGUCUUUGCCAUGCAGGGCAUUGGUCAAUUCACUGCUGCCAUUAUUGCUCUGAUCGUCGUGUCCGGCUUCCACAACUCUCUCAAGACUGCCGCGACAGUUGGUGCCUGCGACGGUGUCUGCCAGCUCGCCGUUGACAAAAUGUGGCGUGUGAUUAUCGGUUUUGGGGCGGUGCCGGGCUGCAUUGCUCUGUACUUCCGACUCACCAUUCCCGAAACUCCUCGCUACACUUUUGACGUUGCCCGCGACUCCGAGAAAGCCGUCGAAGAUGUCAAAGCCUACCGAUCUGGUCAACGUGAGGGCAAGCCCGACGAAGUCAGCCGUGCCGCCGUCCUCCAAGACUCUCGCCAACGUCUUGACCCGCCCAAGGCCAGCUGGCGCGAUUUCUGGCGCCACUACAGCCAAUGGAGACACGGAAAGAUCCUCCUCGGAACUGCAGGAUCUUGGUUCUUCCUCGAUGUGGCUUUCUACGGUCUUGGUCUCAAUAACUCCAUCAUUCUUCAGGCCAUCGGUUACGCCAAGGGUGACGACGUCUACGAGAUUUUCCGCAACACUGCUGUUGGCAAUUUGAUCAUCGUCUGCGCCGGCGCCAUUCCCGGUUACUGGGUCACCGUUGCAACCGUCGACACGCUCGGCCGCAAGCCUAUCCAGAUGAUGGGCUUCAUCCUUCUGACCAUCAUCUUCAUCAUCAUUGGCUUCGCAUACAGCCACUUGGGCGAGGGUGGUCUUCUGGCCCUGUACGUUUUGGCCCAAUUCUUCUUCAACUUCGGACCCAACGCCACCACGUUCAUCGUCCCCGGCGAGUGCUUCCCCACCCGCUAUCGAUCUACCUCGCACGGUAUCUCCGCCGCUUCGGGCAAAGUCGGUGCCAUCGUUGCGCAGACUGUCUUCGGACCUCUCCGAACAAAGGGCCACCCUACUACAGCGAACCCAUCGCCCUGGCUCAACCAUGUCAUGCAAAUCUUUGCCUUGUUCAUGCUCUGCGGCUGUUUCACCACUCUGCUCAUCCCCGAGACCAAGCGCAAGACCCUCGAGGAGCUCGCCGGCGAAGUUCCAGGCACCAAGAACUACGACCCCGAGUCUGCUGGUCAUCGCAAGGAGUCGUACGUCCCUCCCGCCUCCAACGAGCCUCUCGCGGCGAAUGGCGAGAAGACCGCGUAA